AUUGUGAUUUUAAGGCUAUUGAAACCAUGGAAACUUUCGAAGAUGACAUCUGGGUGUGCGGAUUUCCAAGAUCAGGGACAACAUUGACUACAGAGAUCGUUGAGUUAGUGCAAACCCUUGAUUUUGAAAAGGCGAACACGGUGCAGCUUGACGAACGAUUCGCCUUCAUUGAACGAAUAGACGAAACCAUCCCGAAUGCAACAGGAAUGGACGCAUUAAAGAACGCAGGGAGCCCCAGGGUGUUCAAGUCCCAUCUGCAGUACAAGUUCCUGCCAAAAAUGUUACAAGGCGGAAAAGGAAGGAUGGUGUACGUGUGUCGGAACCCUAAAGACGUUGUUUUGUCCUGGUACAAGCUGAUGCAAUGGUUCGACUGGUGUGAUAUGUCACUGGCAGAAUUCUUUGAGGAUUUCAUGAACGGAAAAGUUUUGUAUGGAGGUUGGGAAGAUCACGUUCUUGGAUUUUGGAAAAACACCAAAGUUGGGAACCUUUUGUUUUUAAAGUAUGAAGAUGUUGUCAAGGAUAUUCCAAAGACCAUAAGGGACAUAGCGAGCUUUCUUGGCAGAACACUGACCGAUGGCGAUGUGAACAGAAUACAUGAGCACUGCUCUAUUGAAAGCAUGCGAAAGAACCCGACGCUUAAUUUGGAACAUAUGGCUGGAAGUAACAUGAAGGAUGGUUAUGGCGGUUUCAUUAACAAAGGUAAACCUGGAACUUGGCGAGAGUCGUUAACGUCUGAGAUGAGUUCUCGUCUUGAUGACGUUUUGAAACAGGUCGCAGAGAAAGGACUGUCUUUUGAAUGUUGCUAGAUAAUGUUAUGUCAAUACAUGUAUGUGUUUAUUACUAACAUAACAUACAGAAAUACCUUAUUAUCAAUGUGUCAAGGAAAUCGCUGUGUUCUUGAUGACGUAUUGAAACAGGUCGCAGGGAAAGGACCGUCUUUUGAAUGUUGCUAGAUAAUGUAAUGUGAAUAUGUGCUUAUUUCUAACAUAACAUACAGAAAUACCUUAUAUGUAUACAUAAUAGUAAUACCUCAAUGUGUGUCAAGGAAAUCUCUGUGUUCUAGAUGGUGUUUGCAUUGACAUUAACUUCCUUUAUGUAUUGUAUUUAUUUAUGUAUUGUACUUGUUUUGUUGUAGUUUUCAGAAAAAAAUAUAUUGUAUGCGACCAUAACUUCAUUUCGGAUAUGACUACUUUGGCAUUCCGCUCAAGCCUUGUGCGCGCUGACGUUUGAUUUGGAAAUGAGGGCGUAUUCAAGUUGGAAAAACAGUGAACAAUAUCAAAUUGUUUAUUUCUGUUUGAAACAGUUAACUAUCAUUUUGAUUUCUUUGACAAAUAUCUUUAACCGGAAU
Molecule: messenger RNA, 1348 nt
Organism: Mya arenaria
Lineage: Eukaryota; Metazoa; Mollusca; Bivalvia; Myida; Myidae
Product: sulfotransferase 1C2-like
Exons: 7
Coding region: 27-806 (259 amino acids)
Biological process (GO): sulfation
Cellular component (GO): cytoplasm
Molecular function (GO): sulfotransferase activity
Source: RefSeq, a predicted model, not a curated record